CCUUGUAAAGAUCUGCAGUUUGAUCGUGGAAGGUGAUCUGUUGGUUUUGUUUCCUGCAGGACUGCGCUCAAAAUGCCCGGCGACGGGUUCACCAUCAGAAGUCGCAUCAGGAAUUUACUGCGGUCACCUUCAAUCAAGAACAAGAAGAAAUGCAAGGAAAACCUCACCAGCAAGGUGACUUUGGAGAAGGUGCUGGGGAUCACCACUUCAGGAAACAGUGGGUUGACCUGCGAUCCCCGAUCUGGACUUCUGGCCUAUCCUGCAGGGUGUGUGGUGGUCUUGCUGAACCCCAAAAAGAACAGACAGCACCAUAUUAUCAAUACUUCUAGGAAAACUAUCACAGCUCUGUCAUUUUCCCCUGAUGGGAAGUACCUGGUGACUGGAGAGAGCGGUCACCUACCAGCAGUGAGACUGUGGGAUGUUGCCGAGCGAAGGCAGGUGGCCGAGCUCCAGAAGCACAAAUAUGGCGUUUCGUGUGUGGCCUUUUCUCCCAACAACAAAUUCAUAGUCAGUGUAGGAAACCAACAUGACAUGAUGGUUAACGUCUGGGCCUGGAAGAAAGAUGUAGUUGUGGCUGCAAACAAGGUGUCCAGCAAGGUGACAGGUGUUUCUUUCUCUGAGGACAGCUCUUACUUUGUGACUGUUGGGAACAGACACGUCAGGUUCUGGUAUCUGGACCACUGUAAGGCCAGCAAGACCAGUACUCCCAUGCCUCUGCUGGGCCGCUCCGGGCUGUUGGGGGAGCUGAGGAACAACUUCUUCUCUGAUGUUUCUUGUGGGCGGGGCUCUCAGUCUGACUCCACCUUCUGCAUAACCUCCUCUGGUCUGCUGUGUGAGUUUAACAGCAAGAGGAUGCUGGACAAGUGGGUGGACCUGCGGACUGGUGUGGCUCAGUCCCUGUCUCUGUCUGAAGAUAUGAUCUUCUGCGGCUGCGCUGAUGGAACAGUGCGAACCUUCAGCCCGGUCGACCUGCACUUUGUCAGCACGCUGCCGCGGCCUCAUCCCCUCGGCUCUGACGUCUCAGCCGUCACCGAGGCCAACCAUCUAUUUAACACCAAAACAGAAGACCGAUGCCCAGACGUCAUUGCAGUCACCUAUGAUCCUGUGAACCGCUGGCUCAGCUGUGUGUACAAUGACCACAGUUUGUAUGUGUGGGAUGUUAGAGAGGUGCACCGGGUCGGGAAGGUGAACUCUGCCCUCUUCCAUGCUGCCUCUGUUUGGGACCUGGAGGUGUUUCCAGAUGUUCCUGGGGGGUUGGCCGCAGGUUUGUCGUUAAGUACAUUCUUUACUUGUUCAGCUGACAGCACCAUCAGAAUAUGGAGGACGGAGGACUCAACACAAUCCCAGAACAUCCUCAGCAAUGAUCUAUUGAAGAUAAUUUACAUAGAUGGAAACACAGGCAACCUGCUGGAUCCAGAAUGUAAUGUGAACACAGAAAAAUCAGGAGAUGUGCAGACUGCAGAAAUCAAAGCAGGCAUCAGGACCAUCUGUGUCAGUCCUGAUGGCAAACACCUGGCAUCUGGAGACCGCAACGGGAUGCUGAGGGUACAUGACCUCAGCAGCAUGGAGCAGAUUCUUAAAGUGGAAGCCCAUGAUGCUGAGAUCCUCUGUCUGGAGUACAGUAAACCAGAAACAGGUCUAAAGCUGCUUGCCACAGCUAGCAGGGACCGUCUGAUCCAUGUCUUGGACGCAGAUGAUAGCUACAGCCUGGUGCAGACGCUCGGCGAGCACUCCUCAUCCAUAACAGCCGUCCGCUUUGCUGCCAAUGACAACAAAGUGAGGAUGAUUAGCUGUGGAGCAGACAAGAGCAUCUACUUCCGCACAGCACACAAGACUGACAGAGGAACAGAGUUCAGGCGUUCUCACCACAUGGUGAGGAAAACCACACUUUACGACAUGAGUGUAGACGCCACCUGCAAGUACGCAGCUGUUGGCUGUCAGGACCGCUGCAUCAGGAUUUUCAACAUCAGCAGUGGCAAACAGAGAAAGCUCUACAAAGGAUCACUGAGUGAAGAUGGCAGUCUCCUCAGGGUUCAGAUCGAUCCAUCGGGUCAAUAUGUGGCCGCCAGCUGCUCCGAUAAAAACAUCAGCAUCUUUGACUUCUACACGGGGGAGUGUGUUGCCACAAUGUUCGGUCACUCAGAAAUUAUCACUGGGAUGAAGUUCACCAACGACUGCAAGCAUUUAAUCUCUGUAUCAGGAGACAGCUGUGUCUUUGUCUGGCGCCUUGCUCCAGAACUUACAAUUGCCAUGAAGGAGAGGCUUUACCAGAUGGAAAAACAUCCAAACUCACCUCGCUGUGGGGAUUCAGGAAUGAGGCAGGAGAUGUACAGUGCUCCUGCUCUGGUUGGUCUGUCCUCUGACAGCGACCAGGAGAAUGAGGUGGAGGACACGGAGGAGAAUGAAGACACUAAUGAUGCAGAUGACAGCAAGAGCAGCGGCUCCUCUAACAGCUGCCAUGGAGAGGAUGACACAGGCUCAGAAGAAGAAGAGGACUGGGAGGAGAGAAAGCAUGGGGCUGUCAGCCACGUCAUUUCUGAUCCCACCAAACAACCACGGAGACGUUGGUCUCGUCGUAUUGGUUCACUGGAACUGAUGGUAAAAUCCAUGCUGGACUUGAGGCAACUGGAGACCUUUGGUCAAAAGAAAACCCCCAACUGCCCCACUCAUGAAAGAGAGAAACAGAGCAGCUCCAGCCUCCAAGACCCUGAGGAGCAGCAGUUGGAGGAGAGAUGUAGAAGGCGCCCAGCUUGGCUGCAAUCAGCCACAUCAAAGUGUGUCAAGGAGAUGGAUGGAUCGGUGCUCUUCCCAGAGGAAGAUAAAGAUGACACAAGUCCAGUGGAUGGUGAUUACAUGGUGACAGUGCAGCCCUGCAGCCCACAGAGACAAAUGAUCCGCACUGAGAGCCAGGACAGCCGCAGCCCAGACAGCGCCUGCUCGCUAGGCUACGACAGCAGGGAGUCCAGCCCAGAUCGCAUCCUGGAUGAUGUGGACUCUCUAAGUUGUGGCAGUCCUGAUAAGGAGAACGAGGAGGAGGAGGCUGAAAGGAAGACUGUGCUAGUAACGAGUAUGGAUGAAGCUCUGAGAACAGUGAACGACACUCAUGAUCACAGUCAGGAGGACUUCCUAAAGCAGAACUUUGAGACCUUGGCAGAAAGCUGCAACUCAGCUGAGCAGAGCAGAGUCCCAAGGCUCAGCAUGUCUUCACGCUUCCUGGCCAAAGGACAUAAUAACAGACCAGUACCUCCAUUUGCCAGAGUGACUGAAUCGGAACAAGAAAACAAAUCUGCUAAGCCUCCCGUGUCGAAGGUUCGGCCCUUGAUGGAUGAGAGCAGAAGGAUGGAAGACAGGAUGCCUGUGUCCCCCAUCAGAACUGAGAGCAGGCCUCUGGAGAGUUCUUCUCCUAAACUUCGGCCACUGAAGAAAAAGACGUCCUGGUCCCCUGAAUGGAGGAAGUUGAACCCUACAUCAACAACUACAUCCAUGCUAGACAUACCAGCUGGUUUCCAGAAGUCCCGUUCUGCACAGAACUUAUCUACCAACUCUUCUCACUCCCCUGUGCCCACUAAUGUCCAAAGGGAGCUGCAAAAGAGACCUCAAGAGCUGCUUUUAAAUAACAGCACCUCCAAGCCUUCCUUUUAUUUCUCUUCCCCAUCCUCUGGGUCACCACACACCCCACCAUCACCCCCACCAUGGGAGAGCCCCAAACUAAAGCCCCAGCACUCCUACAUGAACCCCACAGCAAGCUCCAAGGCCAAACGAAGCCGAUCCACCUCUCCAAGGGACAAUUUCCAGUCUUGCUCACCUCCUCAUUCCCCAUGCUUCCCUGAAGCCAGGUCACCCUUGGAACUGGAGGUGGAGUCUAGCCUUCUCCCCUCAUCCUCUGUCAUCACGUUCACAUCCCCCAUCUCAUCUGACUCCUCCAUUUCAUUGGGUGCUCUCUCAAAAUCGUCCUCUCUGGCUCACCCUCAUCAUACAGCAGCCCGUCUGACCCAGAACACCCAGCCCUCUCGCAUCCCGCUCCCAAAGCAGCCUCUGGGCCCUCGGCGCAGCUUGUGCCUGGAUGUGAAGCCGAUCCCCGGUUGCUCUGCAUCCAGGCUCAGGGCAUCCACCUCUACUAUGGAUGUUCGCUGUGAUAUUUCACGGUCUCCUGAUAAAACACAAGCACGAUGCAGACAGCUCUCUUUAAGUUUGGAUCCUUCUUUUCCAAGUUCACUGCCAGUGAGGCAGAAUAGAGACACCUUUCCUGAGAGUGUUAUGGACGGAGUUCAGGUUGCUAAAGAGCGCCCUCUGGUGUCGGAAGAAGAGCGUACACCGAACCCACAGCCAGCAGAUCACUCAGUCACCUUGGAGACUUGCAGACGAGCCGUUACUGAUCUCCACCAGAGUCUGAGGGAAGCUGUCGUUCUGUAUACUGCGUUACUUAAAAAUGACCAACCACAGACCGAAGACCAACAAGAGAUGAGGAACCUCCUGUCUGAGGCCCUGUCCAAGGUUAAGGCCGAGCUGUACUCGCUGCCUCUCAGUACCUCACAGAGCGAGGGGCCCCCGGCGACCUCGGUGUUAAACAGCGGCGGAGACAAGGCCCUGGCUCUGCUGGAGCAGUACACGGAGCUGCUGCUGAAGUCUGUGGAGAGAAGACUGGACACUAAGACCUGAACAGAUGGGCUCAUGUUCAGUAGCCACAGACGCUGUAAAGAGACUGGACAGCACAGUGAACUGCACCGUUUCUAUUUGCACUAAGUGCAAACAUUUUAUGCACACACUGAAAAUCCUAUUGUUAGGAUAACAUGGAAUAAUGGUUGCUGAAUUUUAAGCACUGAAAUAAUUCUUAGUUUAUGUUUUCUUCUGUAAGGUUGCCUUGCUUUUAAUGUUGCCAUACAUUUUUAAAAAUAUGUUCAAUAAUGUUUAUGUUCCUUUCAUACAGGAUGUUUUUCAGUACUUCCAGAAAUACAAUGAUUUUGUUAAUGACUAAGAGUUAUUGAAUGAAAAAUUAGCAAUGCUCAUGGAUUUCAGUGGAUUUCCCUUGAAAAUAGAGCAAAAAAAAAAAAAAAAGUCUGCAUUGGAAGCUCUGUUGAAUAUUUCUGUGCCAAGAGGAUCUUUAUUAUUGCUGAAAUAGGUGUAUUCUCAGUGCAGCCCUUACUGUUUAAUAUCUACGUUUGUUGAUUCAAAUCCUGUUUAUACUUUUGUGUUGAUUUUUAUGCUCUGAAUAUUUUGCAAAAACUUGUUUUAAUCUGUGUGCAGUUUAAAAUCGCUGCUCUGUACCCUUUAAAUUUGUAUUUAAGAAUCAUUCCACUUCACAGAACACCUUAGUGUCACAUGUUUACUUCACAAAAACAUCUUAGUUAUUGACUUUAUAUUUAAUAAGCAAAAUAAUGUAAACAAUUAAACUCUUCAAACAGACAAAUAAAAAUGCAAUAAACUAUUAACUUCAUUACAGAGGCUGUAGUUUGUGCCUGCUGUAGCUCCAUGUAAGACAAAUGUACUUAUCCAUUAUUAAUGUAUCAUGCAAAUUUGCUCAUAAAAGAAUUUGCAAGUCAAACAUUGCAUGGAUAUGUGCAUAUUUUGAUGCAUUUCUAUUUUAUUUACCACAUUCACUAAAAAACAUGAAUUGAAUCAGUCAAAAAAUAAGAGAAAAAGCUUACAGUUAGUCAGAGUUUUGUCAUCAUGAUUUUGUAAAUGUAAGGUUUGAAUUAUGUGUGUCAAGAAGAAAAAAUAUAUAAUAACUGGAGCAAGAUCUGGAUAUUGCUUUAAUGUUAAAUUACUGAAAAAGCAACAUUAUUAUUAGUUCAAACAGACCAGUUCAAUUAAUGACCCCUAGAAGUAAACAUGUUGCGGCAACACUAUUAGACUUUUUUGACCCAACAAAUAUGUUAAUUUCAAUCAACAAAAUAAGCUAUACUCUGAGAAAAACCUAAAUUGUUCUCUGAAGUUUGAUACAUAUUUGUUUUUUAUUUCUAGUUUUACUCAGUCAUUUUUUAAGUGUAAAAUAAGAAACAAACUGCAAAACUCUUUAUAUUAAAGCAUAUCUUUGUUUCAGUCAAUCACUCGUGCUUUUUUUCUGAGUUCACAGGCAAACAAAAUCUGUCGGCGGUUUGUUUGUUCCUUAGGGAAGCGUCUCCACAUUGACAUAAGUGAGGAUGACGUCGUUCAGGAUGUUGAU
Molecule: messenger RNA, 6163 nt
Organism: Girardinichthys multiradiatus
Lineage: Eukaryota; Metazoa; Chordata; Actinopteri; Cyprinodontiformes; Goodeidae
Product: mitogen-activated protein kinase-binding protein 1-like
Exons: 33
Coding region: 73-4659 (1528 amino acids)
Molecular function (GO): protein binding
Source: RefSeq, a predicted model, not a curated record